Messenger RNA from Kalmanozyma brasiliensis GHG001, 4623 nucleotides. Its product is annotated as Suppressor of forked. Gene Ontology annotation, cellular component: small-subunit processome; nucleolus; nucleus. Gene Ontology annotation, molecular function: RNA binding; protein binding. The record is from RefSeq and is a predicted model, not a curated record. Bases 1 to 4623 code for a protein of 1540 amino acids. The transcript has a single exon. Gene Ontology annotation, biological process: rRNA processing. NCBI's taxonomy places the organism in Eukaryota, Fungi, Basidiomycota, Ustilaginomycetes, Ustilaginales.
AUGCCUGGACUCAAGCGAUCUAGGCCAGCAGAGGAUGCGGCUGCCUCUUCGGCGGCUAGCUCCUCCAAGUUCAAGGCUACCAAAAAGACAAAGAGCGCCGCCGCUGCUUCGACUUCGGCGGCCCCUUCUACUUCGCUCCUCUCGGCGCAGGAAGUCGACUUUCCUCGUGGUGGGAGCUCUGGCUUGACACCUCUCGAGUUCCGAGAAGCAAAGCGCGAGGCUCGCUCCGAAUCAGCCGCCAACGAGUUGCUCUUCAAGGAUGCCAAGGACGAACAGGCCGAAGCAAAGCGCAUCAAGAUGAAACAGAAGCUCAACCGCGACAAGCGCAACGAUGCCAAGAAAAAGCGCGGCCCCGCUACUUCCGCUGCACCGACAAAGACAUACGAGAAGAAGGAUCACAACCGUAUCGAGCACAUCAACUACAAGCGUCUCAUCCCCGGCUCGAGGCUGCUCUGCUCGGUCUUGGCCAUUCACCCAUUGGCUGUGGUCGUCUCGCUGCCCAACCAGAUGCUCGGUCACAUCCCCGUCACACAGAUCAGCCCACAGUUCACGCAACGUCUUCAAGCUGCCGCUGAUGCGAGCGCUGAGGACGAUAGCGAGCAGGAUGACAGCAUGGACGAGGACAGCGACGAGGAGGAUGCAGGGGCGAACGGCUCCUCGAGCAAGAAUGUCAAGAAGGUCCCCGAGCUGCGUGACCUUUUCCAUAUUGGUCAGUGGCUCGUCGCCAGCGUUGUCCAGGUCCGCGGCAGCGACGUUGCCAAGGGUCGACCGACUCGUGAAGGCGGCGAAUACGAGAAGGAGUCGCGUCGUGUAGAGCUUUCCCUGGCACCUCACCUCGUCAACACCGGUAUGGCCACCUCUGAUCUCGACGCCGGCGCCACCCUCACCGCCGCCAUCUCGAGCAUCGAGGACCACGGCUACAUGCUCGACACUGGCAUCUCCGAGUUCGGCGGCUUUGUUCCCUUCAGCGAGGCUGCCAAGCUCCCCGCCAGCUUCAACGCGGGCAAAAAUGGCAAGUCGCUCCACGUCGGCAGCGUCGUCUUUGCCAAGAUCAAGUCGAUACCCGAGAACAAGCGCAGCUUUGAGGCGACGCUCGACCCCAAGACAGUCACCACCAGUCCGAUCAAGCACGCUCCCAGCAUCACCGCCAUCCUCCCUGGCACGCUGACCAAGGUGCUCGUCACCGCUGCGCUCCCCACUGGUCUCAACGUCAAGCUCUUUGGCAUGUUCGAUGCCACCAUCGAUCGCUUCCACCUGCCGGAGUUGCCGGAAGGCAAGGACAUCCCAGACAUUUACAAGGAGGGCUCCAAGCACGUUGCACGUGUGCUUUGGGACCUGCUCAGUCCGCCCUCGACCGCUUUGCAGGGUGACAACCCGGACCACGAGCGCAAGUUCGGUCUCUCGUUGGCACCGCAUGUUCUUGCUCUCGAGGCUCCCGUCGCGAAAGACAAGCAGCUGCUCCAGCACGCCUAUCCCAUCGGCGCUGCCCUCAAGGCCACCGUCGUGCAGACCAUCAACGACUGGGGACUCAUCGUCUCGAUCCAGGGCACCGACCUGCGCGGUUUCGUCCACAUUUCCCAAGUCUCGGAUGACCACGUCGUCUCGCUCCCGCCCUCCUCCGGUCCCUUCAGCAAGGGCACUACCCACAAGGCUCGCGUCGUAGGCCACUCUCCCACCGACCGCACCCUCCAGCUCUCCCUCAAGCCCUCGGUCCUCGAGCGCAAGUUCAUGCGCGUCUCCGAAGUCGAGGUUGGCGAGAUCGUCAACGCGAGCAUCGUCAAGCUCGACCUGCCGCACGCCAUCUUCUUGCAGCUGCAGGGUCACGUCGACGGCGUCGUCUUUUCGCAUCACUUUGCCGACGUCAAGCUGACCCAGCCCGAGAAGCGGUUCAAGCCUGGACUCCAGGUGAAAGCGCGCGUGAUGGACGUCGACCCGAAUCGCAACCGCAUCGUUCUGACGCUCAAGAAGUCGCUCGUCAAGUCGGAUCUGCCGAUUGUUGCGUCAAUGCAGGAUGCGCGCGUCGGUGUGGUGACAAAUGCAACCGUGUUCAGGGUGCAGACCAACUCGCUCAUUGUGAGCCUGUUCGGUGGGCUCAAGGCGCUCGUGCCCGGCAGGGAGGUCAGCGAGGACGACUUCAACGAUGUCAAGAGCGGAUUCACGGAGGGCAAGGUGGUCAAGAUGAGGAUCACCGAGGUCGACUACGAGAAUCAGAAGCUCGUAGGUAGCAUCAAGCAGGCUUCGCCCGAAUAUCUCGCCAAGCUCAACGUGGACGCGGUCGAGGUGGGCGAGAAGGUGACGGGCAAAGUGGCUGCGGUGCACAAGGAGGUGGUGGUGCUGACGCUCGUGCCUUCUGGUGUGCGUGCGCUGCUCUCGCUGUCCGUGUUGGCUUCCAUCCGAGGUAUGACGUCGGAAGCUCUGCUCGAGAGUCUCGAGGAGGACCAGGAGAUCGAGGACCUCGUCGUAUCGGUCAAGAACCCGGGCAAGGGCAUCGUAAUCGUCGCCGACAAGGUGCGCACCAGCAAGAGCGCCGACGAAGGGGCCAACGGUGUCACGUCGGGUCAGGUCAAGCAAGGCGCCGUCGUCCAAGGUCGUGUCAUCCAGAAGAACGACAAGUACCUCGACUGCAUCGUCGCUCUCGGCACGGCCACCCGUGCUACGCUCCACAUCACCGACACCGCGGACGACUUUUCCUCCGCCGUCACCCUCCCCACUCCCGGCCAGACGGUGCCCUGCUAUGUCGUGUCGCUCAAGCCCAACGGCAAGAGCGCCGUCAUCUCCACGCGUCCCUCCCGCAUCUCCCCUUCUUCGACCGAAGUCGUCGACCCGGAGAUCACCAACAUCACCGACCUGUCCAAGAACCAGAAAGUCCGCGGCUUCGUCAAAGCCAUCACCAACGUUGGUCUUUUCGUGACCAUUGGGCGCAAGAUCGAUGCGCGCAUCCAGGUGCGCGAGCUCUUCGACGACUUUACCCGCGAUUGGAAAUCCCGCUUCACUGUCGGUCAGCUCGUCUCGGGCACGAUCAUGGACGUCAACUCUGCGUCUAAUGAGGUGGAGAUGUCGCUCAAGUCGACGCCGGGAGCCAUCAAGCCCCGGGCCGAGCGGGUGGAUGACGGCGACAAGAAGAAGAGGUUGACCGACUUCAAGGUGGGCGAAAAAGUCAAGGGUUGGAUCAAGAACGUGAUCGACUUUGGCGUUUUCGUCCAGGUUGAGGGGACGAAUGUGUCGGGGCUCGCGCACAUGAACGAGUUGAGCGACGGAGAUGCGGGCGAGGCGCUCAAGGCGUUCAGGGUGGGCGACAAGGUCCGUGCGGUGGUGCUGAGGGUCAACGCCGAGAAGAGGAAGAUUAGUUUCGGGUUGAAGGCGUCUUACUUUGACGCUGCUGAUUUCGAGGACAGCAGCGAUGAGGAGGAGGACGAAGAAGAGGACGAGGAGAUGGUCGAUGCCGACUCUGAAGAGAAGGACGAUGAGGAGGACAGCGAUGACGACGACGAAGAGGAUGAUUUUGUCGAGAUGGACGAGGACAGCGAUGCCUCCGACGACGACGCGCCUUCGCAACCGACCAAGUCGGGCGUUCCCUCGCUCGCUCUCUCGGGCGGCUUCUCCUGGUCGGCCGGUGCCAACGACGACGAUGCCGCCUCGGACCUGUCCUCGUCCGACUCGGAUUCCGACUCGGACACCUCUACCGCUGCUGCUGCCAAGACCGCCGCGCGCAAGCAAAAGCCCCCAAAAUCCCGCAAGACGCUCGAAGAGGACCUCACCGCCGACCUGGCCACCAAGACCCCCACCUCCUCGACCGACUUCGAACGUCUCCUCCUCUCGUCGCCCAACUCGUCUUUCCUGUGGAUCCAAUUCAUGUCGUUCGCCCUUCAACUCUCGGACGUCGCCCAAGCGCGCACCAUCGCCCGCCGCGCGCUCAAAGUGAUCAACUAUCGCGAAGACCAAGAGCGUCAAAACGUUUGGAUUGCCCUGCUCAAUCUCGAAAACACCUACGGCACGGUGGAGGAGUUUGAUGCGACCUUCCGCGAGGCGGUCCAGGCGAAUGACGGGUUCACCAUGUAUCUCAAGGCCAUUGGUAUCCUUGAGGGGAGUGGGAAGGUUGAGGGGGCGGAGGAGUUGUUUGGGAAGGCGAAGGGAAAGUAUUCCGUGUUGUCCGAGUUCUGGGUUGAAUACGCGCGGUUUUAUCUCAGGACGGAUCAGCCGGAUGCGGCACGAGCGCUGUUGCCCAGGGCAAUGCAGGCAGUGCCCAAGAGGGAACAUACAAGGACGAUCACUGCGUUCGCAAUUAACGAGUUCAAGCUCGGCGAUCCCGAACGCGGAAGGACGAUCUUUGAAGGUCUGGUGGAUAGCUUCCCGAAGAGGUUGGAUCUGUGGUGGCAGUACAUCGAUCAGGAGAGUCGACUGGGGGACAAUCAGCAGCAGGUGCGCGGGCUCUUCGAGAGAACCAUGACGCUCAAGUUGACCGCCAAGAAGGGCAAGAGUCUGCUCAAAAAGUGGUUGGAGUACGAGAAGAGGGAAGGGGAUGGCAAGAGCCAGGCGAGGGUGCUCAAGCGGGCCAAGGAGUUUGUGGAUGAGAUCAGUAGGAAGAAUGCCGAGGCGGAGGAGGAGGAUGAGGAGGAGGAGUAA